CUCAGCGAUACAUAUAAAGCUAUUUUCCUUGAUUGUGGAUAACAAACUCCCAUUCAUCCGCCCAUUCAUCAACAGUAAACCCUGCAAGCCAAAAUUUACAUAGGAAACUUAAAUACAGUCAGAUUCAUCCACCAUGGCCGUCCGUACUCAAUUUGAAAACUCCACCGACAUCGGUGUCUUCUCGAAGCUCACAAACUCCUACUGCCUCACCGCCCUCGCCUCAUCUACAAACUUCUACUCUGUCUUCGAGUCUGAACUUUCCGAUGUGAUUCCCAUUAUCCACACCACCAUCGGUGGUACCCGUAUCAUCGGCCGUCUUACCGCAGGUAACCGACACGGUCUCCUCGUCCCCUCCACCACCACCGACCAAGAACUCCAGCACCUCCGAAACUCCCUCCCUCCUACCGUCGCCAUCCAGCGUGUCGAAGAACGUCUGUCUGCCCUCGGCAACGUCAUUGCGUGUAACGAUUACGUGGCGCUUGUCCACCCCGACAUAGAUCGAGAGACUGAGGAGAUCAUCGCGGACACCCUCAAGGUCGAGGUUUUCAGGCAGACGAUCGCGUCCAACGUCCUUGUGGGAUCCUACUGUUCUUUGAGCAACCAGGGUGGUUUGGUACACCCCAAGACGUCGAGGUCCGAGUUGGACGAGCUGUCGUCGUUGUUGCAAGUGCCGCUUGUGGCUGGUACGGUGAACCGAGGAAGUGAGGUGAUUGGUGCCGGGUUGGUCGUCAACGAUUGGUGUGCGUUCACUGGUUUGGACACUACCGCUACCGAGGUCAGCGUUAUUGAGGCUACUUUCCGAUUGCAAGGACAGACCUCUGCCGCCGUCAUCAAUGAAAUGCGAGACUCCCUCAUCGACCACUACGCCUAAGCUUUUUCCGCAUACCUAUACCUAUUCUUAUUCUAUUCUUCUGCGCCUCUUAACCUCUACAUCUUUUCUAUCCCUAUGUUGGUAUAAUAGAGCGUAAAUUGGGUGGUACUUCGUGGAGUGGUCUCAGAGAAGAAGUCGGGGAUGUAACGAUAGAGUGGAAUAUGUGCAGCCAGCUCUUCUAGCCUUUCAUAUCACAAUGUACAUUCGCAUGACCUUGG
Messenger RNA from Cryptococcus amylolentus CBS 6039, 1089 nucleotides. Its product is annotated as eukaryotic translation initiation factor 6. Gene Ontology annotation, cellular component: nucleolus; preribosome, large subunit precursor; cytosol. Gene Ontology annotation, molecular function: ribosomal large subunit binding. Lineage: Eukaryota; Fungi; Basidiomycota; Tremellomycetes; Tremellales; Cryptococcaceae. The record is from RefSeq and is a predicted model, not a curated record. Gene Ontology annotation, biological process: cytosolic ribosome assembly; maturation of 5.8S rRNA; maturation of LSU-rRNA. The transcript has 4 exons. Bases 134 to 871 code for a protein of 245 amino acids.